Molecule: messenger RNA, 537 nt
Organism: Bipolaris victoriae FI3
Lineage: Eukaryota; Fungi; Ascomycota; Dothideomycetes; Pleosporales; Pleosporaceae
Exons: 1
Coding region: 1-537 (178 amino acids)
Source: RefSeq, a predicted model, not a curated record
AUGGGCACGCCUCUGAAAUCAGCAUGCACCGACCUGCAGCACAGUGCCGGUUCUUGGACGGUGAGGCAGAUGCAGGUCGAUGUUCAUGGUGCUGCCCAUGCACGCAAUUCCCCAGUGCUGAUGAUGUACGACGACUCCGAUAGGAAUUAUCGAGGGUUCGUAAAUUACCUCGGACUUGCGUUGAUCCCCUUCCAAUCGUUUUCGGCUACCCCGCCGUCCUCUCGUGUCCAUGGUAGCGCAUCGGUUCGCGCGCCCAGCACCGGCGAUACUGCAAGUGUGAAGCACAACAACAUCAGUGAUCGCUGUGGCGCUUUCCUGCGGCGAUUCUUUAUCAGCUUGCUUCUUGAACGUCUAACUGCAUGGGGACCAAGAGGCUUUCUGGCCAGUACCACGCCAGAGAUGCAUGUCCACGAUUCAGCCCAGCCAGGAAACCGCCCGUCUUUGCACACCAGUGAGGUCGUCGAACAAGCGGAGGCACCGGUUGCAAUCAAAGCCCUUGAGCACGUCCAAGGCCCCGAUGCACCGUCUCGGCUCUGA